Molecule: messenger RNA, 7065 nt
Organism: Phodopus roborovskii (desert hamster)
Lineage: Eukaryota; Metazoa; Chordata; Mammalia; Rodentia; Cricetidae
Gene: Fndc3b
Product: fibronectin type III domain containing 3B
Exons: 27
Coding region: 265-3888 (1207 amino acids)
Molecular function (GO): protein binding
Source: RefSeq, a predicted model, not a curated record
GCGGCUGCAGGAUCGGGCGGGGGAGCGGGGCGCGGCGGGAAGCAGAGGACGACCCGGUGCGUGUGGGCCAGCGGAGCGCGGGGUACUGUUCCUGGAAGAAAAGCAGAGCAGCAGAAAGUCACUCCUGCAGUCUGUGCUCUUCUUUGUCUGUGGUUGUAAAGAUUCUCAAAGGCCCAGGACGAGUUGGUCUUAGUCAGCAAAACAGUGAUGCACAACUCAGAAGCAGAAAAAUAAGAGUAGCUGGUUGAGGACAGUUCUCCAUGAAUGUACGUCACCAUGAUGAUGACCGACCAGAUCCCCCUGGAACUGCCACCCCUGCUCAAUGGGGAGGUGGCCAUGAUGCCACACUUGGUGAACGGAGAAGCAGCCCAGCAGGUUAUUCUUGUCCAAGUUAAUCCAGGUGAGACCUUUACAAUAAGAGCCGAAGAUGGGACACUGCAGUGCAUCCAAGGACCUGCUGAGGUUCCCAUGAUGUCACCUAAUGGGUCCAUUCCUCCCAUCCAUGUGCCUCCAGGUUAUAUCUCACAGGUGAUUGAAGACAGUACUGGAGUCCGCCGGGUGGUGGUCACACCCCAGUCUCCUGAGUGUUACCCACCAAGCUAUCCCUCAGCCAUGUCUCCAACCCAUCACCUAACCCCUUAUCUGACUCACCAUCCACACUUCAUUCAGAACUCGCACACCGCCUACUAUCCACCUGUCACCGUGCCCGGAGAUAUGCCACCGCAGUUUUUCCCUCAGCAUCAUCUUCCCCCCACAAUAUAUAGUGAGCAAGAAAUUAUCCCACUGUAUGGAAUGUCAAGCUACAUCACCCGAGAAGACCAGUAUAGCAAGCCACCACACAAGAAAUUGAAGGACCGCCAGAUUGACCGCCAGAACCGCCUGAACAGCCCACCUUCCACCAUCUACAAGAGCAACUGCGCAACAGUGUACAAUGGCUACGGGAAAGGUCACAGUGCUGGGAGCAGCGCAGGAGUUGGGGGUGGAAGUGGAGGUGGCCCUGGCAUCAAAAAGUCAGAGCGAAGAGCAAGAAGCAGCCCCAAGUCCAGUGAUUCAGACUUGCAAGAAUAUGAGUUGGAAGUAAAGAGGGUGCAAGACAUUCUUUCGGGAAUAGAGAAACCACAGGUGUCUAAUAUCCAAGCAAGAGCAGUUGUGCUGUCCUGGGCACCCCCUGUUGGACUGUCCUGUGGACCCCAUGGUGGUCUAUCCUUUCCUUACAGCUAUGAGGUUGCCUUAUCUGACAAAGGGAGAGAUGGGAAAUACAAGAUCAUUUACAGUGGAGAAGAAUUGGAAUGCAACCUGAAAGAUCUCAGGCCUGCCACUGACUACCACGUGAGAGUAUACGCCAUGUACAAUUCCGUCAAGGGAGCCUGCUCUGAAGCCGUUAGCUUUACCACCCACAGCUGUGCACCGGAGUGCCCCUUCCCCCCAAAACUGGCACACAGGAGCAGGAGUUCACUCACCUUGCAGUGGAAGGCUCCAAUUGACAAUGGUUCAAAAAUCACCAGCUACCUUUUAGAAUGGGAUGAGGGAAAGAGGAACAGUGGCUUCAGGCAGUGUUUCUUUGGGAACCAGAAGCACUGCAAGAUGACAAAACUCUGUCCCGCCAUGGGCUACACAUUCAGGCUUGCUGCUCGGAAUGACAUCGGCACCAGUGGUUACAGCCAGGAGGUCGUGUGCUACACACUGGGGAACAUCCCACAGAUGCCUUCAGCACCCAGGCUCGUCCGAGCUGGCGUCACCUGGAUCACACUGCAGUGGACCAGGCCCGAAGGCUGCUCACCUGAGGAAGUGAUUACCUACACCCUGGACAUUCAGGAAGAUGAAAACGAUAGCCAUUUCCACCCCAAGUACAGUGGAGAAGAUCUAACCUGUACGGUGAAAAAUCUCAAAAGGAGCACACAGUACAAAUUCAGGCUGACUGCUUCUAAUAUGGAAGGGAGGAGCUGCCCCAGUGAAGUCCUGGUUUGUACAACCAGUCCUGACAGACCUGGACCUCCGACCAGACCCCUCAUUAAAGGGCCAGUCACAUCGCAUGGCUUCAGUGUCAAGUGGGAUGCUCCAAAGGACAGUGGUGGCUCAGAAAUCCUUAAGUAUCUGCUGGAGAUCACAGAUGGAACUUCUGAAGCUGGGCAGUGGGAAGUGGCCUACAGUGGGUCAGCUACGGAGUAUGUCUUCACCCACCUGAAACCGGGUACUUUGUACAAACUGCGAGCAUGCUGCAUCAGCACCGGUGGACACAGUCAGUGUUCUGAAAGUCUCCCUGUUCGUACACUAAGCCUUGCACCAGGUCAGUGCCGACCUCCGAGGGUUUUGGGUAGACCAAAGCACAAAGAAGUCCACUUAGAGUGGGAUGUCCCUGCAUCUGAAAGUGGUUGUGAGGUAUCCGAGUACAGUGUGGAGAUGACAGAACCUGAGGACGUAGCUUCAGAGGUGUACCACGGGCCAGAGCUGGAGUGUACUGUCGGCAACCUGCUUCCUGGAACUGUGUAUCGCUUCAGAGUGCGGGCUCUGAAUGAUGGAGGGUACGGUCCCUACUCUGAUGUGUCAGAAAUCACCACCGCCACGGGGCCCCCUGGGCAGUGCAGAGCGCCAUGUGUUUCCUUCACACCUGAUGGAUGCGUCUUGGUGGGUUGGGAGAGCCCUGAAAGCCCUGGUGCCGACAUCUCCGAGUACAGAUUGGAAUGGGGAGAAGAUGAAGAAUCCUUAGAACUCGUUUACCAUGGUCCAGACACCUGCUUUGAGAUACAAGACCUAUUGCCUGCUGCACAGUAUUGCUGCAGACUACAGGCCUUUAAUCCAGCUGGUGCAGGUCCAUAUAGUGAGCUUGUCCAUUGCCAGACACCUGCCUCUGCCCCCGACCCUGUCUCCACGCUGUGUGUCCUGGAGGAGGAGCCCCUCAGUGCCCACCUGGACACACCUUCUGUGUGCCUUGUACUGAACUGGGAAGAGCCGUGCAAUAAUGGGUCUGAAAUCAUUGCUUACAACAUUGAUCUGGGAGACACGUGCAUUACUGUGGGCAAUACUACCACACGAGUGAUAAAGGACCUCCUUCCAGAAACCACAUACCGGAUCAGAAUUCAGGCCAUCAAUGAAAUUGGAGUUGGACCAUUUAGUCAGUUCAUUAAAGCAAAAACUCGGCCAUUACCACCCUCGCCUCCUAGGCUAGAAUGUGCUGCAUCUGGUCCACAGAGCCUGAAGCUAAAAUGGGGAGACAGUAACUCCAAGACUCAUGCUGCUGAUGACAUGGUGUACACACUACAGUUGGAAGACAGGAAUAAGAGGUUUGUCUCAAUCUACAGAGGACCCAGCCACACCUACAAGGUCCAGAGACUGACAGAGUUCACCUGCUAUUCCUUCCGAAUCCAGGCAGCAAGUGAAGCAGGAGAGGGACCUUUCUCCGAAACCUAUACCUUCAGCACAACCAAAAGCAUCCCUCCCACCCUCAAAGCACCUCGGGUGACACAGUUAGAAGGAAAUUCAUGUGAAAUCUUAUGGGAGACGGUACCACCAAUGAAAGGCGACCCCGUUAACUACAUUCUGCAGGUAUUGGUCGGGAGAGAAUCUGAAUACAAACAGGUGUACAAGGGAGAAGAAGCCACAUUCCAGAUCUCAGGCCUCCAGAGCAACACAGACUACAGAUUUCGUGUGUGUGCAUGUCGCCGCUGCGUGGACACCUCCCAGGAGCUCAGUGGAGCUUUCAGCCCCUCUGUGGCCUUUGUGUUACAGCAACGUGAGGUCAUGCUUACGGGAGACAUGGGGAGCAUGGACGAUCCGAAAAUGAAGGGCAUGAUGCCCACUGAUGAACAGUUUGCUGCCCUCAUUGUGCUUGGCUUCGCAACCUUGUCCAUUUUAUUUGCCUUUAUAUUGCAGUACUUCUUAAUGAAAUAAAUCCAGCAGACUAGAGGUGUGAAUGGAACGCCACACAUUUUAAUACACAUUUACUCAGAGCCUUUUUGUUCUUUGAUUUAUAUACUUUUCUUGUUUUACAGAUUUAGCUAGGGGAAACAGUCAGUGUUUGCCUGCACCUAUUUGAGAUGCAAAACUAGGAAGAGGUUAAACUGGAUUUUUAAAAAAAAAUAAUAAUAAAGGAAUAAAUAAGAGAAGGGAGCAGCAGGAAAGCACCAGACACCAAGAGCCAGUGUGCCCAGUGAGUGCCGCAUGCCCAUUGAGCGCAGUGCACCCAGUACCCAGUGUGCCCAGUACACCCAGUGCCCAGUAUGCCCGGUGUGCCCAGUGAGUUAUGUUUUCAAGCUUUCUAGUUUCUAUUCUGUCUCCACGGAUGUCUUUUGCAGGCCUUUGAUUUUUUUGUGUGUGUUCCAAUGUAGUAAUUUAUAUUCACAGUCACCUCUUGGUCGUCUGUAUCUGUAAACCGAAUCACAGUGUAUGGAGUUCAGGGCUGGGAUCUCGCUGUUGUCAGAGUAGUGCCACACAAGAACAUACAGAACAUGUGUGCCUUCGGCUGAGGCCACCUAGACCAUCCUAUCAUCACUCAGUUAUGUAACUGUUUAGCUCAUUUAAAUCAAAGUGUGUACUUUAAAUGUUUUACUACUCUGUGUCCCUUAUGAUUUUAACACUAUGAGUUGCCUGUCUAAGCAAUCACAUAACCAAAUGCUUCUAUAAGUGAUGGAGCGUUGUAGGUUUCCACAUCAGUCCAUAGCAGUAAUUUUAAGAGGGCAUUGUGCAAUAGCUAGUUGUUUCCUAUUCAGCUACUUUAAAAAGCUGCUUUAACUUGCCUAUCUGUCUUUGUAUAUAACUACUUCUAAUCUAAUCAGUAGAGUUAUUAUAUUCUGUUAUGUUUGACCAGAAUUAUAUGACGAGAACUCAUGACAGUUGAAUGCCUCACAAUUGUGAGCUGUCUUACAUGUUGGCCCAUUAUUUUUGAAAGAUUUACCUUUGGCUAUCCUCUGGGGUGUCAUUGAAAAUGAAUGAAGUUCAAUACCUUGUUCCAGAGCCCAUAAUACUAAUGUGGGAGGAGAUACAAAUCUUCUUGCUAAAGCCCAGGAGGGAACCAUCUACAUUUAUCCUUCUGUUGCUGGGGGCUUGAUCUGGCCACAUGUAGAGAGGGAGUAGUAACUGGCUAUAAGCACAGUGUGUUUGGGGCCAAAGAGCUUAUAAGAUUCUCUCCCUGGAUCUGUCACUAGCUUGCUCUGUGACCUCUCUGUGCCUGUUUUCCCAUGCAUGAGAAAUCAAAUCAAAUGGCGGUUCAGUAUCUGUAAGUGCUUUGAGAUCUUGGAUCCACUGGUGCUAUUGGAGUGUUACUCUCGCAUGUUUAUGUAGAGUCAUGAGAUAAAAGGUUCUAACCCAAAGUCAUUGGAUUACUCAUAUGAAGUCCACAAUGUUCGAGUACCUCAGGGACACUUAAGAGUUGGAGGUGCAACUGUAUUCCAAAAGGGUGCAACAGACACAGCCGAUCCCCCUGUUCCUGGUUUUUUUGUAUAUUUUUGCUCCUUGGUUUUUCUUGAUCAUAGCUGUUUUGUGCUUGGUCUAUGUUGUCUAUGAUGCAGUAAGUACCCUGUACUAGCUUAUAAUGUUCCCAUACCAAAGUCAUGGGGAAACCAACAUUAUUUUGUUUUUGGGUUUAUUUAUACUAUAUUCUGCAUACAGUACUUUAAAUGCCAAUUACAGUGCAAUCUUUAUUUAUUGUAAAAUUUUUAAAAUGUACUUAUGUACUAAUUUGCCCUCGUAGCAUGUUAUAUUUUGUGUGUUUUAUACUUUUGUAAUUUUAGGUCAGUUUUGUUCCUUGGCAGCAUCUGUAGUAUUAACCUUCUGACAUUUUCUUGUGUUUUUAAAGAAGAGCAUCUAACUCAUUAAAUGCCAAAAAAAAAAAAAAAAAAUCCCAUUAUCAGUGAUUGAAAGGUUUACAUGUACCCAGAAGACCAUAAUCAUCUCGGAAGAGUGCUGAGAUUAGUGCAUUAUUGUGUGCCUAUAUUGGUGUAGUUGAGUACACUCUGUGUAGAGAGCUCUGUAUUUUGUUAUUGACUAUAAUAAUUAAAGUAAUUAGACUUGUAAACUGAUGGUAUCAAGGUAAAUAUAUUUUUGCCAAAGCUCUGGCCUUCAGAAAUUCAUCCUUUCAUCUAAAUGUGUCAUUUGACCCACUGUGACAUUACAUCUGCACUUUCCAAGACCAUUAAAGCAGGUGAGAGCACAUUUGGUGGAGUGAUUUUAAAGCUAUUUGUGGGGAGACUCUUCUUUUGGACACCUCAGCACUGCUGCCGUCCAGAGGCCUCUGACUCGGUUGAAAGGUUUUGCAUUUGAUCUUCCGGAGAUUUGCGUGCCCUGUGACCAUCAGAAAGCUGAAGUACGUGACACGCGAGCAGACAGCACUUUAUUCUAUUGCUCUCCAUUAUUUGGUUGUCAUUAUAAUCUCUUCAGACAGGAAAUGAUUCCUCCACAUGGCACUAUUUUCUAUCACAAGUCUGUAUAUGUGCUGUGGAUAUAUAACUUUAUGUAUAUUGUCAUUACAAAGGAACAGUAAGAUAAAGUGUUCUAUUAACCUCCCCUUUGCCCUUUGCCGUACGCAGGAGUGAGUGAGUGGCUUUCCGAUGCUCUGAUGCUUCUCUGUAUGUCAUAUGCAUCCCUGACACAGAAAUUCCAGUCAUCUGAAGCAAACUGCCCUUUGUCCUCAAUGAAAAGGUUUAACAAGAAAACUUUUUUAAAGGAUAUUUUGCAUAUUACCUGCCUUGUUCAUAUCGAACUUGAGAUGUUGACAUUUUCUAGCCCUGUUUCUUUGGCUACAAUCAUUCAGUAUUUGUGUCAAAAUUGAAAAGUGCCCUAAUAGAAUGUGUUUGAAUGUUAUCCUUGCACAAUUCUUUAAAUUGAAAGACGAGAUGUUUUACCUCACUGUUGGACAUACAUUCCAAGCUUUUCAACUUUAGAAGAAAGAAUAAUCAUGUUUUUCUGUCUUGUAAAUUUUAGAUUAUUUCAUAUACAUUGUAUUAAAACUGCCAUAUCAAUUUUAAUGUAUAGAUUUUGCAAAUACUAUGCUAUAUGUAAUACCUAACUGUAUCUGUAGUGUAUAUGUAAUAUAUUUAUGCCCAAUAAAUGUUUUAAUUCUUUCUGACGUAA